AUGCCGUGCCACGGGGGACUUCUAUUGCUACCUCUCGUUUCUUACGCUCUGUUCCAAACUACCAGUCCGACUGUCUUAUUUCAUGCCAAUGAUGUCAUGAAAUUAUCCAUCAUAUCGAUCUUAAUGCAUCCAAACCGUAUAAUAUGGAACUUCAGAUUCGGUAGCCUGGGAAGGCAGAAGAAGAUGCCGCCCCCCCUCGUCAAGUCCGCUUCCGAGCCGGCCCCCAUCCAGAGCUCCCUGCCCGCCCCGCACCUCGAGGUCGGCAAGUGGCUCUCCAGGCUGGACCUCAGCCAAUACGGCCACCUCUUCGAGUCCUACAAGGGAGUAGAGGAAUUGUUGAAUUUCUCUGAAGCCCAAAUAAGGGAUUUAGGGGUGAAAAAUUCGGCCCAUCGCGCGAGUAUCGUUUCAAGUUUGGUCGCUCUGAGAAACAAAUAUGACAGAGCCGGUUGCGAUAGAAGAUCGACCACAAGAAUAGAACCUGAUCCAAUUGGAGGGAUGGUGGGAUGGUGGGAUGGUGGGAUGGAGGGACCACUCGCCGGUGGAAUUGAAUAUUUUGGGCACUACACUCUUAUGCACCUUCAUGUGAGCUCGCCCUUCCAGACUCCGUUACCUUCCUCAAUGACGAGAGUUCGCUGGAGAGCGCGGGGUGGGCCUUUGCAUAUCGAAUCGGGUUUGAUUGCCACCGCUCUAGGCAAACUUUCUUCUAGCCAGGUUAUUGCCGAAGACAAUGGGUCGAGGAGGAAGUGUGUCAUAGCAAUAUUCUUAUUCCUCCAACUCCACCGACAGUCGGACUCAGACGCCGUCAAGAAUAAUGUCGCGUCUUUAUUACUCGUGUCCGCAUGA
This is a messenger RNA of Nezara viridula (southern green stink bug), 843 nucleotides long. The record is from the annotation of a GenBank genome assembly. Lineage: Eukaryota; Metazoa; Arthropoda; Insecta; Hemiptera; Pentatomidae.